GUUUUCUGUCAGUGCCACUGUCUAGCGUGGAGAAUUUGUUUCGUACUCACAACAGUAUCGUCUACACACUGUGUAGGCUUACUGAAAGGUUACGUUAAGGCUCGCUCGUCGUCAUCGUUAGCAUCAUCAUGGCUUUGGGAAAAGAAGGCGAUGCGCGGUUCUUCACCACCCAGAAAAAGGGUGAAAUGCACGAACUUCGCAUGGAGUUGCAUUCUUCGGAUCGAGCCAUUAAAGUAGACGCCGUCAAGAAGGUCAUUGCGUCCAUGACGGUUGGAAAGGACGUGUCGAUGCUUUUCACGGAUGUUCUGAAGUGCGUUCAGACGGGAAACAUUGAGCUCAAGAAGCUCGUCUACCUUUACUUGAUUAACUACGCCAAGACUCAGCCCGAGCUCACCUUGUUGGCGGUCAACACCUUUGUCAAGGACGCGUCCGACGCCAAUCCGCUCAUUCGUGCGCUCGCCGUACGUACCAUGGGCUGCAUCCGCGUCGAUCGUAUUACGGAAUACCUCUGCGAGCCGCUUUCCCGUGCUCUCCGCGAUGAUGAUCCCUACGUCCGCAAGACCGCGGCGGUCUGUGUCGCCAAGCUCUACGACAUUGCCCCCGAUCUCGUCGUGGAACGAGGCUUUUUGGAAACCCUGCACGACCUUAUUUCCGACUCGAAUCCCUCCGUCGUUGCCAACGGUGUCGCCGCUCUUUCCGAGAUUGCCGAAACCUCCGGGAAGGACGUCAUGCGCAUUUCUGCAUCUGUUUUGCAGAAGCUCUUAGCCGCCCUCAACGAAUGUACCGAAUGGGGACAAGUCUUUAUUCUCGAUUCGCUGUCCAAAUACACGCCCGCUGACGGACGGGAAGCUGAAGGCAUCAUUGAGCGCGUCACGCCCCGGUUGCAGCACGCCAACGCAGCCGUCGUCAUGUCGGCCGUCAAGGUUAUUUUGUCCUACAUGGAACUCAUGGGCUCGCAAAAUUCCGACUCGAUUCGGGCCCUGACGCGCAAACUAGCGCCACCCCUCGUCACCUUGCUCAACUCGGAACCGGAAAUUCAGUACGUGGCCCUCCGCAACAUUAAUCUUAUUGUACAGAAACGUCCGCACAUUCUGGAAAACGAAAUCAAGGUCUUUUUCUGCAAAUACAACGAUCCCAUUUACGUCAAGAUGGAAAAGUUGGAAAUUAUCAUCAAAUUGGUUUCCGAAAAAAAUAUCGAACAAGUCUUGUUGGAGUUGAAAGAGUACGCCACCGAAGUGGAUGUGGAUUUUGUCCGCAAAGCCGUUUCGGCCAUUGGCCGUUGUGCCGUGAAACUCGAACGGGCGGCCGAGCGGUGCAUUGGUGUGCUCCUGGAUUUGAUCCAGACCAAGGUCAACUAUGUGGUUCAAGAGUCCGUAAUUGUUAUCAAGGAUAUCUUCCGCCGGUACCCGAAUCGCUACGAAUCCAUCAUUGCGACGCUUUGUGAUAAUCUUGAUACUUUGGACGAGCCUCUCGCCAAGGCUAGUAUGAUCUGGAUCAUUGGCGAGUAUGCGGAACGUAUUGACAAUGCCGACGAGCUGCUCGAUACUUUCUUGGAGACGUUUGAGGAAGAGGACCCGGUCGUUCAACUUCAAUUACUGACUGCCACGGUCAAGUGCUUUUUGAAGGAUCCGGAUGACACGCAAGAUAUGGUACAGCGCGUUUUGGAUAUGGCGACGGAAGAGUCGGACAAUCCUGAUCUUCGCGACCGCGGCUUUAUUUACUGGCGUCUCUUGAGUACCGAUCCAGAAGCGGCGAAGAUGGUUGUCCUAGGCGACAAGCCCGUAAUUGAAGACGAUACCUUCAAGCUCGAUCCAGCGUUGCUAAACGUUUUGAUUGGACAGAUUGCGACUCUCAGUUCGGUUUACCACAAACCUCCCGAAGCCUUUGUAAUCCGACGCGGAGCCGGAACCGGAACGACAAAUGAAGAUGAUGACGAAGAAGACGAGGACGACUACGAAGACGAAAAUGACGUUGAUGGUGGUGCUGAUCUGCUGGAUAUGGGUGGACUCAGUGUCAACGAUCAGUCGCAGGAUGAUGCCGCGCCCGGUAGUCGGUUCGAACCGACUGCUCCAAUGAAUCUUGUCACGGGCCCGGAAAAAAGUGGAGGGUUAGAGGUGCUCGCUGGUUUUCGACAGUAUCGCAAUACGAUUCGUCUGGAAAUGGAAAUCAACAAUGUAUCGGCCAAUCACGUGGUAGCUGGUUUGGCAGUUCAGCUCAACAAAAACGCGUUCGGUCUUAGUCCCUCGACUCAGCAAGUUAUGUGUGAACCUCCAGCGGGUCCCGGUGGUUCGGGUGUGGCUGUAAUUGAGCUGGUCACAACUCCCAAUAUGCUGGCUCCAGUUCCUGCGGGACAACCUGCAAAUCCACAGGUUCAAGUAGCAAUCAAGAAUAUGACGUCUGGCAACGUUUUCUACUUUGCGGUCAAUCUCAACUUUGAAGCCAUAUUCUCAUCGGAUGGAGCCAUGGAACGCUCGUCCUUUAUUGAGAACUGGAAAUCCAUCGAUGAUCGCAAUGAACUUUACGCGACUGUAGGAGAUUUGCCCAGCGAGUCGGUCGACAUUGAUCUGGUUCAACAAAAGUUCCAAGCCAGCAAUGUCUUCUUUAUUGCUCGCCGUCCUGUACCAAACGCAGAAGGCCAGGAAGUAGUGUACUUUUCGAUGCGUACAGUGACUGACAUGGAAUUCUUGGCCGAGUUAACUUUCAAGCAAGGUGUAAACGCUUGCAAGAUUUGUCUCAAGACCGAAAAUGCCACCUAUGGAUUGCUGGCCAAGAAAGCUUUGGAAGACCUGCUGCGCGCUUGAAGAUGUGUUUCUAAGAUGUGGGCUGUUUGAUUGAUGAUUUCACUUACGAUAAUGGGAUCUUUCCGUCCAACGAAUUUCAAAAAGAUUUCCUUCCUUUACUCUAUGUUAGUUUGAUUAAAAACCGGUAAAGUUUCGUCAUUUAGGGUUGUC
This is a messenger RNA of Phaeodactylum tricornutum CCAP 1055/1, 2951 nucleotides long. RefSeq lists its product with no specific name. Bases 129 to 2801 code for a protein of 890 amino acids. Gene Ontology annotation, cellular component: clathrin adaptor complex; membrane coat. The record is from RefSeq and is a predicted model, not a curated record. Gene Ontology annotation, biological process: vesicle-mediated transport; intracellular protein transport. Lineage: Eukaryota; Bacillariophyta; Bacillariophyceae; Surirellales; Neidiaceae. The transcript has 3 exons.